CUCGCGCCUCGUCUCGCGAGAGCUGCGCCCGGAAGCGGCGCUGAGGGCGCGUCCGCCAUGGCGGCCCCGCGGGCGCGGCCGCUGCUCCCGGUGCUGCUCCCGGUGCUGCUGCUGCUGCUGGGGCUCUGCGCCGCCGAGCCCGUGCAAACCGAGACCAACGGAGACCAAACGGGCACUAGAGGGAAAUCUGGCACCGUGCCCGAGGGAGCCGCAGCGGCUGGCAGCCAGGACCACGGCAGCACGUCCCCGGGGAACGGGAACCAGCAGGACAGCGGUGACUCCAACGGCAGCGACCCCAAAACUGACACGAACAGCGCGACCAGCGUGGAUGAGAAGACGGGUACCGAGCAGCAGAACAACAGCGUCGCUGGAAACGGCAGCGACAACAAGGACAAGGAGGAGAAGGAGUCAGAGAAAAGCGGAAGCACGGCGGCUGGCCAGGACGGCAAUGGUGGAAGCAGUGGUGCAGGAGGCGCAGGACAAGGAAGUAAAAGCAAGACAAGCAGCAGUGGCCACGACAGCAGCGCUGGAGACAGUGGCAGCCCAAGCAGUGGCACUGGUGGCCAGGGCGGUGAGGGUGGCAGCCAGAACAGCAACAACGUGCAGAACGGUGUCAGCGAGAACGGCCAGGGUGGCAACCAGCCAGGGGCCACCGAGAACGGCGGCAGCAGUGGCAAGGGCGGCGAUGGCAAGGAGGGGAAUGGCACAAGUGGCAGUAACAACCAGGGCAGCACUAACCAGAACCAGGGCAGCACUAACCAGAACCAGGGCAGCACUAACCAGAACCAGGGCACCAACCAGGGCAGCACCGACCAGAACCAGGGCAGCAACAGCCAGAACCAGGAGAGCACCAACGAGAACCAGGGCAGCACCGACCAGAACCAGGGCACCAACCAGGGCAGCAACAGCCAGAACCAGGGCAGCACUAACCAGAACCAGGGCACCAACCAGGGCAGCACUAACCAGAACCAGGGCAGCACCGACCAGAACCAGGGCAGCACCAACCAGAACCAGGGCAGCAACAGCCAGAACCAGGAGAGCACCAACAAGAACCAGGGCACGAACCAGGGCAGCAACAACCAGAACCAGGGCACGAACCAGGGCAGCAACAACCAGAACCAGGGCAGCACCAACCAGAACCAGGGCAGCACCAACCAGAACCAGGGCAGCACCAACCAGAACCAGGGCACGAACCAGGGCAGCAACAACCAGAACCAGGGCAGCACCAACCAGAACCAGGGCACCAACCAGGGCAGCAACAACCAGGACAGCAAGGGCAAGGAUGGCAAGGAGAGUGACAGCACAAAUGGCAGCAACACCCCAGACAACACGGACAAGGACCAGAGCAACAAGCAGGCCCAGGACAACACCCAGAGCAGCAGUGGCAGGGACAGGAGCGAGGCCAGCCCCGGGCACACCAGCGGGGGUGGGCAGCAGGCCCAGGCUGAGAGCCAGGGCAGUGCUGCUGGCCAGCAGCCUGACCCCCAGGACAGCCCGAAGAACUCGCAGGAGGAGCAGAGCCCCGGCUCACACGCAGCUCCCUCGGACGACAGCUUUGUGGAAGACGAAGAGAACGCCGAGGAGGAUGUGGCCAAGGCUGAGGAGGGCAGUGAGAGCUCCUUGGAGCAGGACAGGGAGAAGAACGCUCCCUCCCUGCCCAGGGCCCGCUCGGAGAGCAGCCACUUCUUUGCCUACCUGGUGACCACGGCGGUCGUGGUGGCAGCCCUGUACGUGGCCUACCACAACAAGCGCAAGAUCAUUGCUUUCGCUCUGGAAGGAAAAAGGUCAAAAUCCGGUCGACGGCCCAAAUCUGGUGAUUAUCAGAGACUGGACCAAAAGAUCUAGAUUCCUCCUCAGAUGAUGGUGGGGAUUCAUUGCUGCCACAGCUGGAUUCCACGGGAAGGAGGGGAAACGCUUUUUGUUUUGCACCUGCACCUUGAUAAAACCUCUCACUUCCCUAAAUUGCUCCUUUCCCAGCUGCCUUGUUUUCCCCCUGGGUGUCUGGCUGCUGGAAGAGCCAGACCCAGGAUUUCUGUGUCCCAGUGCAAUGGAAUUUGCCAUCUGCUGGACUGACCCCUCCUUUUGGGGGGGAAUUAAGGAUCUGCUGCACAAUGAGCCAUGGGACUGUCCCUUGCCCGGGCACGAAGCUGCCUUGGCCUCCUCCUGCCCCUCCUUGUCCAUCUGCUGGGUUGGGAUGCUCAGGUUGAGAGCAAGUGAGUUUUCUUGCGCUUGUUUGGAACUGACCCAGCACGGAUUUGGACGUGGGUUUUCUCUCCCUGACCAGUUUUCCAGUUUCACACGCAGAUUCCCUUUUUCACACACACCUCUGGCCAUGCUGAAGCAGCUUUUGUAGCUCAAACCCCUCGUGUUCCAUGCAGGUCUUUUCCCUCCCAGUCUGCACAGGGGGUGUUGGUGGUGGUGUGGAGGAGGGGGUCAGGCUCAGGGAGCUCCAUGCCCUGUUGGGGUCAGGAAUUUGGAUGGGAGGAUUGUUUCCUCCCCUUGUCAGGAAGGAAGGAAUGUAAAUCCCUGAGGAGUUUGGGAUGAGGGAAGCUCCCAGUCCCUCCAGUUGUGUUUGACUGGUACUGGUCAGACCAAGGGGUUGGUGCCCCAUUACACCUGUGAGGUGGUUUUCAUUCCUGCAGUUGUACUCUGCAGAGCUUUCUAAGGGCUGGGAUGGUUCUGGAGAGGGCACAGAGUACCUGCUUGGCUCCUGCUUUGGAUUUUUCCAGAAAAAAAAAGGAUUUGAGGGACCCAGAGCUCCUUGCGUGGGCACCCAGCUGUGCCACAUCGGGUGCCAGGCCUGUGCCAGUCCUGCACUCACCGACUGCACGGGAAGAGCCCCAGGAUGGUUAAAUUCCCUCCUGGGGGGCUUUUUCCUGGCCUCCCAGGCUUGGGAGCAGUCAGCUCCUUGCCCCGUGGUCACCCUGGGCAGAGCCAUUCCCUGUCACUGUGAAAGCUCAGCUCUGCUUCUGAUUUCCUGAAGGUUCAUUCCGAGAGGGGAGGGAGGGCUUGGCCUUCUCCAAACCCUAAAGCCAUCCUUUCCCUUUUUGCUGGCUCUUGGCAAGCGUGAGAGUCCCUCCUGGCUUUAAAGAGUCCUCAGAGUUUCCUUAGGAAACAUCUAGGAUGCUAAAAGGACUUCCAGGAGUUGUUCUGGAGAGCAGGAGGGUGGAGGGAAGGGAAAUAGGGCUGGGAAUGUAACUCUGGGGGAAAAGGGUGGGAAGCUCCUGCACCAAACCACCCUGCUCCCUGUGGGAUCAGCCAGGCUGGGGGGCUGCUUUGGGCCUGGGGAGGGGGACACUGGCUUUUUGGACUCAGCAGGGAGACAAAGCCUUUUCCAGUGUGUGGAAUUCCGUGUGCUCCUGGGCUGCUCUGGUCAGGAUUUUGGAGUGUGUGUGCUUUUUGGAGUGUGAGUGAUCUACGCUUGCUUUGUCCUGGUUUGUGGGGUUUUUUUAAUGAAUAAUAAUUGAGAAAGGCUUUUUAUUUUUUCACCAUCUACUUACUUUUCUGUCCUGGGAGCUGUUUCAAGCCCUCUCUUGCUGCAGGCUGUGGGAAUCCCACCCUGCUGCCAGCAGGGGAGGGAAUAUUUUGGACCUCAAUCACCUCGAUCCCAGGCUGAGCCAAGCAUUCCUGAAGGUGAUGAGGACACACCUCUCGGGUCUGGGGAGAGGCAGCUCUCACACCAGGCUGAAUUGCAGGGUUUUCCCCCAAAUUCUCCCCACCAGCACUUCCCGAGGCUGGUGUGUUCUGCCAACAGUCUGGGCUGCCCUAGAGCUCUGGGGAUUGCUCCCAGUUCCUUGAGUUUUAUGGUGUUUAUGCAACGUGUCCCCAAGGGAUCAAGGUGCACCUUUUCCCUUUGGACACGUGUUUUCCAUGGAUGGUGUCUGUUGGUACAGAGGGUUUUUUGCCAAAUAUUCCUACUUUUUAGGCUUGAAUCAGCACAUGAUUUGUUUUCUGCGGCAGUGAAAUGCACUUUGCUUGGAAGGAUCAGAAUUUUUUACAGUUCUUUGUACUGGUUUUUUAUUUUCUGUGUGGUGAAAUCAGUAAAUGGAAUAAAAAAGACCCAAAAGGUCGAGUUUUCACUUCUC
Lonchura striata (white-rumped munia) is the source of this 4085-nucleotide messenger RNA. Lineage: Eukaryota; Metazoa; Chordata; Aves; Passeriformes; Estrildidae. The record is from RefSeq and is a predicted model, not a curated record.